Chrysoperla carnea is the source of this 2460-nucleotide messenger RNA. It is a transcript of the gene bma, whose product is annotated as SCY1-like protein 2. Gene Ontology annotation, biological process: protein phosphorylation. The transcript has 14 exons. The coding region runs from base 1 to 2460 and encodes 819 amino acids. The record is from RefSeq and is a predicted model, not a curated record. NCBI's taxonomy places the organism in Eukaryota, Metazoa, Arthropoda, Insecta, Neuroptera, Chrysopidae. Gene Ontology annotation, molecular function: protein kinase activity; ATP binding.
AUGCCGGCUUCAACAAUGUUCGCCAAAUUUAAAAGUGGUAGUGUACCUCAAAGCCCAUUAGAUAAUAAUCCAGUAUGCCAAUAUUUUGAAAUUGGUAAACAAACUGCUAGUGCUGGUCCAGAAUUAGUAUGGAAAAUUCAUGAUGCAUAUCGAAAAAGUGAUGGAAAGGAAUGUUCAGUAUUUUUAUUCGAAAAACGUUCAGCGGAAAAAUUACAUAAGCCAAAACGAAAAGAAACAGUGACAGAAAUAUUACGCGGCAGUGUACGACAAUUAGAACGUUUUCGUCAUCCAAAAAUGUUACAUAUAUUACAUCCAAUAGAAGAAUGUUCAGAUACAUUAGCAUUUGUCACAGAACCAGUUUUAGCUAGUUUAGCAAAUAUAUUGGCAUAUCAAGAUUCAGCGGGAAUUGGACCUGGCGGUGCACCAUCAACUGGAGCAUCCCACCAAAAUCAAGGACCAACACCUAAACCAACACAUGCGAAAGAAUAUAAUUUUUUGGAUAUUGAAUUGAAGUAUGGAAUUUUACAGAUUACAGAAGCCUUAUCAUUUUUGCAUUAUUCUGGUCAUGUAUUACAUCGAAAUGUAUGUCCAAGUAGUAUACUUGUCACAAAAAAAGGUACAUGGAAAUUAGCGGGAUUAGAAUUUACAGAACGUGUCAGUGACAUUGAUGGAGUUGAACCAGUUCCAUGUCAACCAUGGUCAUCUAGGAUAUCAAAAAUGGCUCAACCUAAUCUAGAUUAUAUUGCUCCUGAAAUGCAAACAACAUCAAUGUGUAGUAUCUUAAGUGACAUGUAUUCACUUGGAAUGGUGAUUUGUGCAAUUUUUAAUCAAGGACGACCGCUUAUACAGGCCAAUAAUUCUGCCUCCCUAUAUUUAAAACAAUUGGAAUGUUUGGAUGAUCAAGUACACAAUGUUCUUCCAAAAGUUCCAGUACCAUUGCAAGAAGCUACAGUGCGCUUAUUAAGUCGUGAUACUCGCCAAAGACCAACAGCCCAAUUACUAUCAUUAAUAAAAUAUUUUAGCGAUCCAGCCGUGCAUGCGUUACAAUUCCUGGAUGUAAUUAAUAUGAAAGAUCCAACACAAAAAAGUCAUUUCUAUCGUAACACAUUAAAAGAAGUCCUGAUUUAUGUACCAAAGAAAUUAUGGCAUCAACACGUUUGGCCAUGUUUACAACAAGAAAUGCGUACACAAGAAGUAUUAGCAGCAGUUUUACAACCCAUUUUAUAUAUGAUACAUGAAUCAACAAUUGAAGAAUAUGAAAAUAUAAUUCUACCAUCAUUUCGGAGUGUAUUUUCAACGCCCAAAUCCAUUCAAGCUACCGUUACACUAUUGGAGAAUUUACAUGUGAUAUUAGAAAAAACACCACGGGAUGAUAUACGAACUGAAGUGUUACCAAUGCUAUUUAAUGCAUUCGAAAGUACAACUAUUCAAGUACAGAGUGCAGCAUUAGUGGCUGUCACAAAUGUACAUGAAUAUUUAGAUGAAACAGCAAUACGCCGAAUGGUCUUACCAAAGACAAAAGUUGUCUAUGAAAAAAAUCAGGGUGAUUUAAAAAUCGUUGCAAAUGUCUUACAAUGCAUUGAGCGUACACUUGAUCGUCUGGACAAAGCACAAAUUAUUGAUGAAGUAUUGCCAUUAUUAUGGGAUGUUCGAUUAACCGACCCCGAAAUAACAUUACGAGUUGUGCAUAUUUAUCGAAUAAUGCUUAGCGAUAAAAAAUAUGGUUUAAGUGUAAAUUUAAUGGCAACACGUGUGAUGCCGUCCUUAUUACCACAAACAGUGAAUCCAUCAUUAAAUUUGGAACAGUUUACAAUACUAUUAGAAGUAUUACAAGAGAUGUUAGAUCAUAUUGAUCGUAAUCAACGGAAUAAAUUAAAAUUAGAUAAUUUAUCAUUACCAAGUCCAGAACGUCAUCGACCAUUACGUCAUCAAUAUAGUUCAGAUAAUAUGCAUGCACCACCAUUUAAUAUACCAAAUUUACGUAUUGAACAACGUAAAACAUCAUCAGCUGAAGAUAUGGCACGUAAAAAUUCUGCUACCGGAAUGUUGGGAGGUUGGUGGUUUGGAGCAUCGCCAUCAUCACCGGAUAGUAAUUUCCUGCGUGUAGCAAAUGCCUUCCCAAAUCGUCGUCUAUCCGACAACACACUAAUGACACCGAAGAUUCGUAUUGCACCUUCGUGUGCUAGUUCUCCAGGUGGUACUCCUGGUGGUGGAUUACCAAUUCGUCGACAUUCAAGUAUUGGACCGCAAGAACGACGUGGAUCAACCAUUAAUUUAUCACCGCCAACGGGUGGCAGUAUGCCGAAUACGAGUAGCAGCGUACCAUUCCUACUAAGCAGCAGUAUGCAGAGUAUACGAUCACGACGACCAUCAGCAGUAUUAAGUGGAUCGCAGGGCUCGGGAUUAUUACAACAAUUAGGCUCCGGCAUGUACUCAUUAUUUUCAUCUGCCAGAGAAUAG